UGCUGAGGAUAUGGAGAGGAGGGAAAGAGAAAGGAUGACAGAGCGGCUGUGGACAGCAGAGAAGAUUGAAGAUGAGAAGAAAUGGCUCGAGGAGAUAAUGAGGUCCGAGAAGGAAAAGGAGGAGCGGAGGAGAGCCGAGGAGGAGCCAGAUUGGCUGAGGGAACUCCUGAGCGCUAAACGAGUUGAGGAGCAAAGACCAAGGAGGGCUGGGGAGGAGGAGAGGCAGAGAGAGGCAGAGAGAUACCAGCACCAUCUGAUGAGUUUGGAGCAUGAAGCAGCUAUGGAGAGAGAAGUGGCGAAAAAGAAGCACGAUGCCAGAAUUAAAGAAUUAACAAUAGAGGUAGAGGCAAACUAUCAGGCAGCUGUUAGAAAACUGGAAGAAGAGAGAGCAUUAUCUCAGAGGCGGGAGGCAGAACUGCGCAAACUUCUUGAACUGGAGCAACAAGGGUUUCAAGGGGUUCAAGGGGUUCUGAGACACGCCGAUGGCCCACCAACCUGGACCUGGGACCAGAGGUGGCGAAAAUUAAAGCGCCAACUUAGAGAGAUGGAGCAGAGGGUAGAUAUGGCGCAUGAGACAGAGAUGGCUUUGCAGAGGGAAAAUGAGGAGAGGGCAGAGAUGGCGCUUGAGAGAGAGAUGGCUUUGCGGAGGGAAAAUGAGGAGAGGGCAGAGAGGGAGAGAGUUCUUGAGAGAAAGCUUGAGGCAGCGCACCAAAGGGAACUGGAGCUGAUGAAGAAGAUGUCGACAAUGGAAAAAGAUAUAAAGAAACUGAGAGAAAAGCUAGUGGAGGACAAAACACAAGAGGAAGAGCUGACAGACAGCAGCCUCAAUGCAGUGUUGAAACAGAAGGAGAGCCCAAGAGGUGAGAGGAACGGACUUUUCAGCCGUUUGACGAGAACCGGCAGCAAAUUCAUGAAACAGAAGAAACAAAAGGUGGCAAAGAUGGAGAAAGAAGCAGAUUGUGACGCAGAUGGCAAUGAAAUACAGGAUCCAGUGGUGAGAAGGAAAGGCCCGAAAAAAAAGGACCAGACAGCAAAAAGGUCUGGAAAUGAAGUUGGAAGAGGAGAUUCCACCAGACAUGAGCAAUCAAGAUGAGGAUGAGAGUAUGGCAGGGGAGGAGUGUGCGGCGCCUGCUAGUAGCCUGAGGUCGAAAAUGAAAAGGAAGUUGGAAGAAGAGAUUCCACCAGACAUGAGCAAUCAAGGUGAGGAUAAGAGUAUGGCAGGGGAGGAGCGUGCGGCGCCUGCUAGUAGUCCGAAGUGGGUGGGCUGGAUGAAAAAGAAGGCCAAUGAAUGGGAGACCAAGAAGGCAGAGUGGGACGCUAAGCAAAUAGCUGCGCUGAAGCAAAGACGGCUGGAUAAAAAGAAGAAUUGCAAGACAUAGAGAACAAGUACCUUCGACAAUUACAGAAAAUGGAAACGCCUGCUAGCCUUAAGUGGGAAAUGGAAAUGAAGUUGGAAGAGGAAAUUCCACCAGACAUGAGCAAACAAG
Messenger RNA from Engraulis encrasicolus (European anchovy), 1487 nucleotides. RefSeq names its product trichohyalin-like. The record is from RefSeq and is a predicted model, not a curated record. Bases 11 to 1093 code for a protein of 360 amino acids. NCBI's taxonomy places the organism in Eukaryota, Metazoa, Chordata, Actinopteri, Clupeiformes, Engraulidae. The transcript has 2 exons.